AUGGCGCGACCACACCAAAGCUCCAGUGGGAUCGAAUCAGGGGGGCGUCGCAGUCUGCCCCGUGUGAGCCAUGCGUGUCAACGAUGUCGGGCCAAAAAGGCCAAAUGCGAUCAGAAACAGCCAUGCCUGGCUUGCAUCAAGCGUUCUGUCACAUGCGAGUAUGGCAUCAGAAGGCGGGGCGGCAGGAGGAAACAGCAACCGUUAAGGGAUACCGUAGAGGGACCAAGUCCUUGUCGACCUCCAGCAUUCAAUUCAAGGAGUCCGAGCGGACCGGAACAGAGACAACCCUCACAGCCACCCCAGGAAACAACACCAUCUGACUUUCGCCCUCAGACUCUAUCUGCAGAUGGCUUAGACGUGGUAGGGGACAUCAACCAGCGCACCCAGGGAACCGAGUUCUAUGGAACGUCGUCUAACUUCGUGCUACUUAAUCAGCUUUUUGCUUUCGCUCGGGAACACAAUUCUUCCAGAUAUAUGAGAUCCAACGGCCAUGAGAAUACGCCACAUCUCUUUCCUGUCAGCACCGCUGGCAAUGACGACUUCGUUACCCCAAGAGGACUCGGACUUGCUCUUGGUGAGCAGGAUACCCGUGCCGGCCUGAGAGCUCCACCUCAGGAUCGGGUCUCGAUUAUCAAUCUCCUGUCAAACGAAGAAGGGCUUUCACCGCCAUCGAGACCCAAAACGCCUGCGUAUGGGCAACAAAAUGACUCAGAUCGAACUCACCGUGCAACGAAUGAGACAACGGCAUCUGCACCGUGCGACAAUUUAAGGGGUCACACGCAGAGCACUUCGGUUGACGGGAUUUUUAACAUGCUCAAUGAUUCAAGUCCUGCUACAAGGCGGAGUUAUCAAUCUUUUACAGGGUCAUCGACCCAGAGUUCUAAGAUACAUCUGGAGCGAGUGUAUGUCCACAUAUUCCUGGACAAUCUACAUCACCUCCAUCCUAUGCUUGAUCCAGUCUCAUUUGAAAAGAGAUGCGAGAAAGACAUUUGGUUCGCACACUCUGCUGGUGAGCGACAGAAAGGCUUUCGACAUUUCUUUGCGUUGUACAACAUUGUCGUGGCAGUCGGAGCACUUAUUGCUGGAAGCCAUGUCUUCAAAGAGCUGGAAAGAGACAUACGUUCAUGCAUAACCCAAUCGGCAGAAUCUGAGAGCUCUGGACGAAUCGACUCCUCCCAGGCAGUUUCGCGCCGAUAUUUUCGAAGGUCGAAGGAUUUAUUGGGCGAUACCUUUUCCCGGACACGCUCGCUGACUUUGACAUGGUCACUCUACUGCCAAAACUCGCACAUGCCGCACAGAUGCUACAUGUAUUGUGGUCAAGCCGUGCGUACCGCUCUCGCCAUCGGCCUCGCGAACGAAUCCACAUCGAUGUCAACAGAAGAUCAGAAAGCUGCAAGACGAACCUGGUGGUGCAUCUACUCCCAUGAGAUCGACAUGAGCUGCAGUUCAGGUCGAAGAGAUAGUCUAAGGAAGCCCCACAAUUACCAAACACCACUUCCGUUGAUUAGAGAUCAAGAAGAUGUUUCUGACACACCCAAGAGCGAGGACAGGAAGGUUGCCAUGAUAAAUGAGAUGGUUCGCUUCGCCGCAAUCCUUCGGCGCAUAUCUAAAGAGCUCUACCAUGACGCUAAGGGACUGACCCUGCUACAAAAGUCCAGCAUUGCGAAAGAGUUAGACGACCUUCUUAGCGAUUGGAGAUCGAAGCUGCCAGAUUGGCUUGACUUCGGUAAACUAUCGUUCCGAGAGGAAGAGUGGGCGGGAAAGCAGAAGCUUGUCCUGUACCUCCGGUACUUGAAUGCGAGGAUACUGGCGCAUCGGUUAUUCCUAGCACCCCGUGCAGACGGCAGCCAGGUGGACGUGUCAAGUCAUGUCGGCCUCUGUCUUGAAGCCGCACGGGAGACGAUCCAGGUCCUUUACGUCGCAUAUGCUCACCGUCACUACUUUCGGACCUGGUGGUACAACUCUACAUAUACAUUAUACGCUGGGAUGAUUGUUUUCGAAGAUUUACUGAAUGACGUUGUCAAAGCGCAAAGCAUUCUGGAGUCGAUGCAAGAAGCAACAGUAGCUCUUCGUAGUGCUGAGCUAUUGCGAGAGGGCUUAGAGAUCGCCCGUUCGAGUAGUCAACACGAAACAAAUCUCAACCUUCCACUUACUGGGGGUCACACGAGCCAGGUCAAUGGUAUUCCUCACACUCGACUUGACAUACACGACUCCAUACCAUAUAUCGAUCAGCAGACGCUUCGUACAGCCUUUCCUACCUACGACACCGACCCAGGACCGCUCUUCGCAUCGCUUAUAGAUCCUGGUCUUCUGCAGGACUUUACGACAGGAUUGAACACUUUGGCAGAUCUAGGCGACUCUUCUUUCCUGCUCGAUAACUCCUACAGUAGUUGGCCAGGGGAUUACCAUACACCGACAUUCUCGUAG
Boeremia exigua is the source of this 2427-nucleotide messenger RNA. Its product is annotated as putative C6 transcription factor. Gene Ontology annotation, biological process: DNA-templated transcription; positive regulation of transcription from RNA polymerase II promoter by galactose. The record is from RefSeq and is a predicted model, not a curated record. Gene Ontology annotation, cellular component: nucleus. Gene Ontology annotation, molecular function: RNA polymerase II cis-regulatory region sequence-specific DNA binding; DNA-binding transcription factor activity, RNA polymerase II-specific; zinc ion binding. The coding region runs from base 1 to 2427 and encodes 808 amino acids. Lineage: Eukaryota; Fungi; Ascomycota; Dothideomycetes; Pleosporales; Didymellaceae. The transcript is spliced from 4 exons.